AUGGCGAACACGUUUGAGCUUGAUAGCGCUACUAAGCGUGGGCUGGCUGUAUGUCUCUCUAUAGCAUAUCUAGCCGGAAGUCGCUCAUAUGGAUACAGUGCAGCUGCCAUGGGUAUCCCCAAGGCCUAUUACCAGUUCGGCUCAUCAACCAUCACAGAUCAGACCUACAUGCAAAUACAUAUGGGAAUCAUCGCAGCCUCCGUACCAACCCUUGAACCACUCUUUAAAAAGAGCACGAAAUCGUCAAUCAACAAUCAGUACGAUGAUAUCGAACGGGCCCGUACGUUUGGGAGUGCAGGACAACCUGCUAGGCGUCGCAAAAUCCUUUUAACAACGAACGGUACAUUGAUGGGUAACGAGAAUUUUGAAUUGUCGACUAGAACUAGCGUCCGAGAAAGUGUGGUUGAGAAACUGGUGGCUUCGGGUCAGGGCAAGAAGAAAACGUUCUAUAGCGUCACUGAGGAACGGACUGGGAGUGAGGACAACAUCCUCCAUGAUAGGGAGGAUCUGAAAGGUAUCAAAUGCACAACGGAAGUGACCAUCGAUUGCACAGGGAAGCAAGCCCAGAGUUGA
Molecule: messenger RNA, 573 nt
Organism: Alternaria arborescens
Lineage: Eukaryota; Fungi; Ascomycota; Dothideomycetes; Pleosporales; Pleosporaceae
Exons: 2
Coding region: 1-573 (190 amino acids)
Source: RefSeq, a predicted model, not a curated record